Molecule: messenger RNA, 288 nt
Organism: Pseudomassariella vexata
Lineage: Eukaryota; Fungi; Ascomycota; Sordariomycetes; Amphisphaeriales; Pseudomassariaceae
Exons: 3
Coding region: 1-288 (95 amino acids)
Cellular component (GO): membrane
Source: RefSeq, a predicted model, not a curated record
AUGGCCGCUUCCGCCAUCCUCAUCAUUCUCAUCACUAUCUUCUUCCCUCCCGUUGGGGUUUGGGCAGUUGCAGGAUGCGGUGCUGAUCUUUUCAUCAACAUCUGCCUGACUCUGCUAGGUUAUAUCCCCGGUCACAUCCAUGCCUUCUACCUCGAAUACAUAUACUACGACCGACGGGAGCAAGCAAGGGAAGGCCGCUUUGCUGCACGAAGAGCCCCUGGGGUUUACAGUGACCGGGUACAAAGCGGUGGCCACGGCUACGGUACGAUUGUUCAGCCUACCGCAUAA